Molecule: messenger RNA, 1714 nt
Organism: Durio zibethinus
Lineage: Eukaryota; Viridiplantae; Streptophyta; Magnoliopsida; Malvales; Malvaceae
Gene: HDA6
Product: histone deacetylase 6
Biological process (GO): epigenetic regulation of gene expression
Cellular component (GO): nucleus
Molecular function (GO): histone deacetylase activity
Source: RefSeq, a predicted model, not a curated record
AGCAAAUUUAAAUAAUUCUCUAUUUCGUAAAUCGCGAGUCGCUAGUUGUUGUUUCCCUUCUGGCUUUUCCCAGCUCCCAGGGCAGUUACUCCCCCAACCCAAAAAAAAAAAAAAAAAAGCAGUUUAUUUGGUUUCCGUACCAUGGAAGACUCUGCUGGAGGUGCGUCACUCCCGUCGGGACCCGACGGAAGGAAGCGGCGCGUGACAUACUUCUACGAGCCAACGAUCGGCGACUACUAUUACGGUCAGGGUCACCCGAUGAAGCCCCACCGGAUCCGUAUGGCACACAACCUCAUCGUCCACUACUCUCUCCACCGUAGGAUGGAGAUUAACCGUCCUUUCCCCGCCGGUCCCGCCGACAUCCGCCGCUUCCACACCGACGAGUACGUCGACUUCCUCAACUCCGUCACCCCCGAGGCCAUCUCUGACCCCACUUAUUCUCGCCAUUUGAAGCGUUUCAAUGUUGGAGAGGAUUGUCCCGUGUUCGAUGGGCUUUUCGGUUUUUGCCAGGCCUCCGCCGGCGGCUCCAUUGGUUCCGCCGUUAAGUUGAAUAGAGGGGAUGCCGACAUCGCCAUCAAUUGGGCCGGUGGGUUGCACCAUGCUAAGAAAAGUGAGGCUUCUGGGUUUUGCUAUGUUAAUGACAUCGUGCUUGGGAUUCUUGAGCUCCUCAAAGUUCACAGGCGUGUGCUGUAUGUUGAUAUUGAUGUUCACCAUGGGGAUGGUGUUGAAGAGGCAUUUUACACCACAGACAGAGUUAUGACUGUGUCUUUCCAUAAAUUUGGGGAUUUCUUCCCGGGGACUGGUCACAUCAGGGAUGUUGGGGUGGGCAAUGGCAAGUACUAUGCUUUGAAUGUUCCGUUAAAUGAUGGGAUGGAAGAUGAUAGUUUCCGGGGUCUGUUUCGGCCUCUCAUCCAAAAAGUCAUGGAAGUGUAUCAGCCAGAUGCAGUUGUUCUCCAAUGUGGAGCAGAUUCAUUGUCUGGUGACAGGUUGGGUUGCUUCAACUUGUCUGUGAAGGGCCAUGCAGAUUGUCUUCGCUUCCUUAGAUCUUUCAAUGUUCCUCUAAUGGUCUUGGGUGGGGGAGGGUAUACCAUCCGCAAUGUUGCCCGAUGUUGGUGCUAUGAGACAGCUGUUGCAGUUGGGGUGGAGCCUGAUAAUAGGCUGCCUUAUAAUGAAUAUUAUGAGUAUUUCGGUCCAGAUUAUACACUUCAUGUUGAGCCGGGCAACAUGGAGAACCUGAAUACACCUAGAGAUAUGGAGAAGAUAAGGAACACGCUAUUAGAGCAGCUUUCUAGACUCACUCACUCACCCAGUGUACCUUUUCAAACAACACCAUCUACCAUCCACCCCCCUGAGGAGGCAGAAGAGAACAUGGAUGAAAGACCAAAACCACGCAUAUGGAAUGGUGAUGAUUAUGAGUCAGACCCUGAAGAUGAUGAGAAACCUCUACGCAGAUUCUCAAAAUCUGAUGUCAAGCUGCCUACAACAGAUGCUGAAAUGAGGGAUGUAUCAGAAGAUCUGAAAGAAGUGAAAGCAGAAGAGCAGCCACCGUCUUGACACUGAAGGGACUUCUUAGCUUGUAGACUUCAUUGUACUUCAUCCUUGUCUUUGUAUAAUUUAAACUUGUGAUCUUUGUUCCAGUUGAGCGUUUUUUGACAUUUCCAGCAAGCAUACUUUGAUCCUUUUGAUGAGGUAUUAGACUAGUAAUUUUUGGUUA